Molecule: messenger RNA, 1812 nt
Organism: Aspergillus clavatus NRRL 1
Lineage: Eukaryota; Fungi; Ascomycota; Eurotiomycetes; Eurotiales; Aspergillaceae
Product: gamma-glutamyltransferase family protein
Exons: 4
Coding region: 1-1812 (603 amino acids)
Source: RefSeq, a predicted model, not a curated record
AUGCCUCUCAACCCCCAAGCCGUUUACUCUAGAUCGCGCCCCGAUUUCGCUCCCUUUGCGAGUCGGAGGAGCACGGUGCAUAGUACAAAUGGCAUUGUGUCUUGUACGCAGCCAUUGGCGGCGGCUGCGGGCCAAAGGAUUCUCAUGGAAGGAGGAAAUGCUGCUGAUGCUGCGGUAGCUGUGGCCGCCGCGUUGAACGUCAGCGAACCAUCGUCGACUGGUAUUGGCGGGGAUAUGUUCUGUCUCUUCUACGAGGCCAAAACAAAGAAGGUUCAUUCGCUCAAUGGUUCUGGUCGCUAUCCUGGCAAUGUGACGCUUGAGCAAGUGAGAAAAGACUUGAACCUUGGCCCGGAUGAGAAGAAGAGCAUCCCCAUGCCCAGCGUGUUGGCAGCAACCACGCCGGGAGCAGCUGCAGGCUGGGUAGACACGGUGGAGAGGUUUGGGAGUGGCAAGCUAUCUUUGGAGCAGAUCCUAGCGCCUGCCAUUGACAUGGCAGAGAAAGGAUUCAUUGUGUCCGAAUUGGCUUCUUAUUUUUGGCAAGAAGGCGAGGAAUUGAUUCGAAAUGCCUCACCAAAUUUCCGCGAACUUCUUAAGCCGGACCCUAACGCCAAGGAUGGAGUCAGAAGCCCUCGUCCAGGUGAAAUCAUGAAGAAGCCAGGGUUGGCAAAGGUCUUCCGGCUGCUCGCCGCGGAGGGCAAGAAGGGCUUUUACGAAGGCCCAGUUGCAGAAGCGAUUGUCCAAGUGGUUAAGGAUUUGGGCGGAUAUCUGAGUCUGGACGAUCUCAAAUAUCAUGCCGAGACGGGAAGCCAGGAAACUGAAGCGAUCUCCCUCAAGUUCACAGGACAAGACAUUGUGAAGAAACAGACCCCGGGAACGGAUGGUGAAACCAAUGAGGGCGUCGAAAUCUGGGAGCACCCGCCCAACGGCCAAGGCAUCGUGGCCCUCAUGGCCUUGGGCAUCCUAGAGGAGCUGGAACGCACGGGAAAGAUUCCCCUGUUCACCGAGGACCAGCACAACUCGACCGAAUACCUGCACGCUAUUAUCGAGAGUCUUCGGAUUGCUUUUGCUGAUGCUGCCUGGUGGGUGACCGACCCGGAUGUGGAAAAGGUGCCCUCGAAGGAGCUGAUCUCACGGGAAUACUUGGCCGAGCGCGCGAAAUUGUUCAACCCUGAGAAGGCGGCAGACAUCGUUGAUCAUGGCAGCCCCGCCCACAACCACUGCGAUACCGUCUAUCUGGCUGUAACCGACAAGGAGGGCAACGGGAUCUCCUUCAUCAACAGUACCUACUCCGGAUUCGGGACCGGCAUUAUUCCCCAAGGAUGUGGCUUUACGCUGCAGAAUCGCGGCGCGAACUUCUCGCUGGAUCCUGGCCACCCUAACGCUCUGGCUCCUCGGAAGCGACCCUACCACACCAUUAUUCCGGCGAUGAUCACCAACUGCUCGGACGGCUCUCUUCACUCGGUCUACGGUGUUAUGGGCGGAUUCAUGCAGCCCCAAGGCCACGUCCAGGUCCUGCUUAACAUGGUUGCGUUCAACUACCAUCCUCAAGCGGCCCUUGAUGCGCCGCGAAUCUGCAUCGCCGCUGGAUCUUCCGAGUCAGGUAACCGAACGGUCUACGUCGAGGAAGGAAUCAGCGAGGAGACUGUUGAAGGCCUCAAGCGCCUUGGACACGAAAUUCAAGUCCUGAAGGGAUGGGAGAGGGGCAUGUUUGGCCGAGGACAGGUCAUUCGUUGUCACCACGACGAUGGCCAUCUGAUUUACAGUGCUGGCAGUGACCCACGAGGAGAUGGAAUGUCGAUUCCUGUGGUAUAA